AUGGUCCAUGUUCGUAAACGCCCCCAUGUGGAGACUUUUCUGCAGAAGGUAGCUGAGCUGUUCGAGGUUGUGGUCUUCACAGCCAGCCAGGGCAUUUACGCAGAUAAGCUUCUUGAUAUAAUGGAUCCCAAGACGGAGCUGGUUCAGCACAGGAUCUUCAGAGAGUCCUGUGUCUACAUUGAAGGGAACUAUGUCAAGGACCUGUCUGUGCUUGGGCGAGACCUUUCGAAAGUGGUCAUUGUUGACAACUCGCCGCAGGCUUUUGGAUUGCAAGUUGACAAUGGUAUCCCUAUCGAAGCAUGGUUUGAUGAUGACAAGGACUGCGAGCUGCAGUUGCUUCUUCCAUUUUUGGAGACCCUGGCAAGGGCAGAUGAUGUGGUGUCCAAAUUCAACGAGAUUGUAACGAAGCCUCUACUGUCGGGGGCGAUUGACACGUUCAGGCGGCAUGGCGUGGACAAGGACCACAUUGAGGUUGCGUGGGUCCCGGGCAGCUUCGAAAUUCCCCUCGUGGCACAGGAGAUGGCCAAGUCGGGCAACUUCGACGCUGUGCUCUGCAUUGGCGCUGUGGUGCGGGGCUCCACCACUCAUUAUGAUGCCGUGGCGAACAAUGCUGCCAGUGGCGUCCUGAGUGCAGGUCUUAACUCAGGCAUUCCUUGUGUCUUUGGGGUUCUCACAUGCGAGACAAUGGAGCAGGCGAUGGACAGGGCGGGAGGCAAGCUUGGCAACAAAGGAGCAGAGGCUGCCGUCACAGCGAUUGAGAUGGCUAGCCUAAUGGCAAUGCUGCGUGCCUCUGGCUCAGCUGCCCUUGAAGCUCCAGAGUGA
Molecule: messenger RNA, 822 nt
Organism: Closterium sp. Naga37s-1
Lineage: Eukaryota; Viridiplantae; Streptophyta; Zygnematophyceae; Desmidiales; Closteriaceae
Source: the annotation of a GenBank genome assembly